CUCCUUGUAAAACCUAACAUUUAUCCACUUAAGGUACCUGAGAAUAGACUCAUACUGUGUUACAUUUGUUCCAGAUUCAAUACUUAACCUUUGGAAUCUACAAACCAUAGACCUAGGCAUUUCGAGGCGUAACAUUCCAACUUCUUUCCCUAUCAAAAUGUGGAAACUCAAACAUUUAAGGCAUUUAAAUACAAGAGGGCCUAUGAAGUUGCGAGGUAGUUGUUCAGAAUCAACCGAGAAGAUGUGGAAUCUUCAAUCCAUCCCUGCCCUUCUACUCAACCGACAAGCAAUAUCUCUGAUAAAGAAAGGAACAUUCCCCAAUCUUAAGAGAAUAGGGUUGAAAGUGGCUUCUAGAAACAAAGGUGAAUUUCCCAUAUUGUUGCAGAGCUUACUACAAUUAAGUAAUUUGAAUAAUUUAGAAAUCGUUCUCCGAGAUAGGCAUGACAAAGGCAUCGAGGACUCGGUGGAGGAGAGUGUGGAAAGGAAUAAUGGUUGCAAGCCGCAAGAAUUGUUACAAAGCUUAGAACAAUUCAGUUCUCUAACUGUCUUAAGCAUCGAUAAUUGUUUGGACCUUCUAACAUGUGCGGUCACACUCCCUCCAAAUGUUACAGAGUUAACAUUGUCAGAGAUUAGGUGCAUCAAUGAUGACGGGAUGAAUGGUUUGGGAAAUCACACAAAACUCAAAAUUUUGAGACUUUGUGGAGAUAAUGUUCCAUAUGAGAAUUCCUUUGACCUUAAUUGUGUCGAAGGCAACUUUCCACAUCUGGAAGUGUUUGAAAUGGAAUUUUUGGCAGUUGGAAAAUGGAAACUAGGCAAUGGUGCAAUGUCAAGGCUUAAUAGUUUGCUCAUCUACCGUUGUGGAAGGUUAGAUGAUCUUCCGAGUGAACUAUGGUGUUUGAGUGAGUUGAAAAAAGUGCAGGUUACAGAACCAUCUGAACAAUUGACUCACAUUCUACGAAAUUUGGAAUUGAACAAUGGAAUUCAACUCGUCAUGGAGGAUGAUCUUGAUAGAAUUUAUAGUUAUGAAAAUCUCUUUUGGAGAAAUCUUUUAGGUAGAACAUUGUAAUUUAUUUUAUUGGAUGCAUUGUAACAUUUAUAUCAGAAUUUUGAAUAUUAAUAAUAUCUUGA
Vigna unguiculata (cowpea) is the source of this 1128-nucleotide messenger RNA. Lineage: Eukaryota; Viridiplantae; Streptophyta; Magnoliopsida; Fabales; Fabaceae. The record is from RefSeq and is a predicted model, not a curated record.